This is a messenger RNA of Mycena indigotica, 786 nucleotides long. RefSeq lists its product as uncharacterized. The transcript has 7 exons. NCBI's taxonomy places the organism in Eukaryota, Fungi, Basidiomycota, Agaricomycetes, Agaricales, Mycenaceae. The record is from RefSeq and is a predicted model, not a curated record. The coding region runs from base 1 to 786 and encodes 261 amino acids.
AUGUCUGCACGGGCAGAGAGCGAUCCUCAAGGCACAGUUCUCUCCCUUUCACUUGACAUGUUUCGUACCCUUGUACUCUACUCUCUUUUGGCUACGUCCUUCGCUGCCCCCAGCAGCCACGGGUCUUCUUCUAGCCCGCAAGCCAGUGCGCAAUGUCCUGCGACUGAUAUCGAGGGCAGUUUGCUGGACAGCGCCAGCGUCAUGUCAGAUGGCAAGAUUUCAUGCGCCUGGCAAAUUGCUUGCGACUGUGUCUACAACUCUCCCAGUGGGACCCUUGCUUCGGGGUCGUCGUCCUGCCCCAAGAGCAUAGCGCCGGGUUCUACUAGUGGCUCUUCGUCCAACGGAAAAGUCUCCUCCGGCAAACUCAAUGAGAACUUUGGAACUGCAUCUCUGUUGGCAGACGACGACGACGACGACGACAUCCCACCAUCCAGCGGAAAACUCAACGAGAACUUCGAAACCACAUCUUCGUUGGCAGACGAGAAGAACAACGAUAAAGGACUUUCACCCGCAGUCAUAGCGGCAUUCACUAUCAACGGGGUGUUCGUGCUGGGUAUUCUGGGCUUGCUCGCUGUUUGCAUAUUCCGCCGUCGCAAACCCAAACAGCGUUCACCAAUUAAGGCACUGUAUACUGGCGUCGAGAACCCACGAGACACCUUUGUUCCUCUAACUCAUGGCACAAAUGACGGCCCAUACUACGAUCCUCACGAGGCGACCGAGAAGGAGAGCCUUCAGGCAAAGAGCGGACCUAUGGCGAGCGGCAACAGCCGAUUCGAAGACGAUUAG